AGAGUCAAAUUCGUAUCGAUUGAAGCUUCAAAAAUCGAGAAAGCCGACUAUAUGAAGUCCAAAAGAUGAUUUGCAUCGAAUGUGGCGGUACCGCGUUCAACAACACGGAACUAUGUGAAAACUGCAUGGAUGUUAACCGUUCUGGCACGAUGUCGUUGGAUAUGGCCCGUCAGUGUGACAUGUCGUCCAGCUGUGGAUCGUGCCAAAGAAUGAUAACUGCAGAUUCGAGGCAGUGCACAACUUGUCGGAAAAGCUACCAUCUCUCCUGCGACUCUUCCGACGUCUCAAGCCUGAACAAUUUCGUCUGCAUAUCCUGUCGUCGGCGAAGCCAAAUGCUGCCGGACGACGUGAUGCUUUCAGCCUCCGCACGCCCUUCUCGCGGACAAGACGCACCUCUUUCUCCAUUCAGCGACCCCUCAGUUCCCCAGAUUUCACUACAAAUGCAACCGGCACCUCUGCCGUCCAGUUAUCCUAGAAGUCAGGAUUUCAACGGGGAUGUGUACACCCAAAUAGCCGCCAUGCAGCAACAACGUCAGCAGCAGCAGCAAAAUCAAGUUCAGCAGAUGUUGGCCACACAGGCACAGCUUAUGGAUGAAAUUAGCGAUGGUGGUGGUACGAAUGACAGCGAUCGGAAUAGUAGUCCAUUUUAUCAAGAGGCUUCCGACUACGAUGAGGAUUUCGUGCCUGCUAGCACUCGCGGACGUGGACGUGGUGGAGGCGCCAAGAAAAAACCAGGCCGCGGAGGAUCCACUGGUACUCGUCGACAAACGAAUCCCGGCCCGUCGGGCUUCUUUUCCGCCACACAGCUUCAGGCGAUGAGUGGUGAUUUCUCCCACCUUCACCAACCGCAACAAACAUCAUCGACACGUGGAAAGAGGGGAAAACGAGGAAACGGCACGUCGGUGCCACGUCAGCCUGGCAAGGGACCGGGUCGUGGACGUGGCCGUGGGCGCGGUAGUGCAGCCGCCAUUGCUCAGCUCGCCCAGCUUCAACAGGUGCAAUACGGUGCUCAGGGAGCCCCAAUGUUCAAUGGUGCCCCACAGCUUCACCCAACCCAACCCACUGUUGCUCCUACUCUUCCACCCAGUGUUACCUAUCAAAAUGUUGCUCCAACUGCUCCUCCUGCUCCUCCUGCCCUUCAGACCCCUCUUCCCGAUCCGCUGCCCUCAAUUGUUCCGAGUUUCCAGCAGGCCCCACAGGCGGUCGCAAUUCGAGAAGUCGACGAGCUGAUGCUCGAGGAUGAAAGCUCACGGCAGUCUGGCGGCUCAAGAUCUGAUGAGCCAGAGUAUAUUCGUACGGCUAUUGUUUGCAGAGUCAAUGACGAGUUUUUGCAAAAGGCUUGUAUGUGCUUAGUAUGCGGAUCGAUUGGAAAAGGGCCCGAAGGAUCGAUGGUGGCAUGCUCAAAUUGUGCACAGACGUAUCACACGUAUUGUGUAACCCUACAUGAUAAGCUCAACUCAGCAGUAGUCGGACGUGGUUGGCGAUGCCUUGACUGUACAGUUUGCGAGGGAUGUGGAACCGGAGGCGACGAGGCGAAUCUGCUACUCUGUGAUGAGUGUGAUGUCUCGUAUCACAUUUACUGCAUGAAACCCCUACUAGACAAGAUUCCCCAAGGACCGUGGAGGUGUCAGUGGUGUUCAAGAUGCCGGAGAUGCAAUCAUAAAGCAGCGUCUGGCAAUGAUUUAACGUCGCAAGGACUGUGUUUCCCGUGUGCUUCACUCCGCAAAUGCCCGAGAUGUGAACGGAAUUAUCAAUUAAACGAGAAGCUGAUUCGGUGUAGCCAGUGCAGCAAAUGGCAACAUGGUGCCUGUGAAGGUCUCUACACAGACGAACAGCUCGAGCAAGCAGCAAUCGAUCGUAUGAGAUGCUCGGCGUGCCGUCCGAAAAGAGUUCAACCGAGUGGAUUCUCUGACGUAGAUACUGUAUGGUGCGACUACGUGGCACUUGAUAAAGAUGCUCAUGAGAUUUUGAAGUCGAAAUACACACCGUCCGCUUUGAAGAAUCAUAUGAUGGAAUCUGUUGGUUAUCGAGAAUCAUUCGAUCAUUAUGACGAUGACUACAAUCCAUUGGAGGAUUCGUCAGAUCAAGUGACGCCACUUCCUAUCCCUGGUCAGCGUGGACGAGGACGUGGAAAUCCGAGCGGGCGACGUGGCAUGAAUCGCAUUGGAAUCGGCGGUUUCUACGCAAAACUUCCUCGUCAUCGAAUCCAGGCGCUCACUGAGGAGGCAGCGGCCGCCGCGGCGUCAAGUGAAGACUCAAAACAAGCGAAAAGACCGAGAAAGUCGCGAAGAUCUCAGUUGGAGGAUGCUUACCCACCGCAGAUUCAAGAAGCGUUCUUUGGGAUUAAGGCAGUGGAGGGAAAAGUUCUUGUGGACACACCAGUCGAUGAGCCAUUCCUUGCAGAAUUCAAUGGAUGGUACAAAAGGACGCGAUCGACGAAGGCUUUCGAGCUGUGUAUGACGGCUUCUGAAAUGCUCCGAACUGAUAUUGAUGAGAACGAGUUUUUGGAUUGUGUCGGACUGCCAAAUAUGGAAACUGACGCGCUUGAUGACUUUGAUUUCAAUUUGCUCGAAGAUUUUGAUGUUGAUGAGGAGAAUGAUGAGCUCGAGAAUAGUCUACUCGGAGCUCCCGGGAACACUGAAAUGAAGGAGGAUGCGGCCGAAGGAAUCGAGGGAUCUUAUGGACCAACUUCGUUCAAUCUUGACCAAAGACCAUCAACGUCAUCUGCCGGAGGAUCCUUGGGAUCACAAGACCCCUUCCAUCCAGGAAUGAACCCCGCAAACUUUGCCCAACACGCUCCAGGAGUUCGUAACGCAAUCGCGAGAAGCGGAAGCCAAACCGACAAUUCCGAACGCUAUCAAUUUUCGGCUCGCUGGGAAGAGGACGAGCCAAACGGGCUUCAGGCGACGACGGCGGCAGUGCUCUAUUCGAACGAGAAGCACGGAUACCUACGACAACAGUUUCCGAAUUGGGUGGAUCGUGUCAAGCAGAUUCAGAAGCUUUGGAGGACAUUGAAUCACGAAGUUCGCCUGGACUAUGUGAAUCGUGCUCGCGAUAAUCGUACCAGAAGCGGAAACCGCCCACGUCCUCGAAGAACCAAUGUGCAGAGUACCGACAGUCCCCCACCGCCACAGAUGGGUUUCAAGGUGCCGGCGAAUCCUUCCUCGAACAUGAUGGGAUCUUCGGAGCAGUCUAUGCAGCCGAAGCAGGUGUUCAUCACGCAUCACCUUCCGAUGGAUGUCUAUCAAGUGUAUCAGGACUUGAAGCGAGUGAAAUUCGAUCGAGAACGACUUAAUGGGUCGUUGGAAGAGCAACUGAACAAGGCUCGCAAACAGAAGAAGAAUCUUGCGGCGAAGAAGCGGCAAAUGGUCAAAACUCAGACCGCCGCGCCAGAUUACGAUGGAAGGAAUAUUGAUUUGAACGAAAGUGAUCAGCAGACGCUGGCGACGCUAACCGAGCAGAUUAAGGUCACUCAGGCCGAGAUUGAGUUGCAUCGGCGGGACUUGAAGAAGCAUGAGAGCAAUUUGUCGGAUUUUGUAAUGAAGCACGGGAUUCUGCGCAAUGAACACGAGGUCAAGCGAGAGGAUGUACAACUUUCGGCCAUUCGAGAUCAACAAUAUGCGGCUCACGCGGACGAGAUGCUCGCUCAACAAGCACAGAAUCAGGGGCUUGGACAGGUACAUCCGCCGGUUUUGGUAGCUCCACAGGCUGCGAUUUCGUUGCCGAUGCUCAAUCAACAACAGCAACACCAUCAGAGGAUGAUGCAGAUGCAAAUGCGCGGCGGUCCGCCUGGACAAUUUAUGAUGAGAGCUCAACCACCACAGCAGCCCCAGAUAAACAUGCACAAUCACGAAAUUGCAAAGAGGAUGUUGAUGCAACAGUUCCGUAACGCUCAUCCGGUGAUGGGUGGUAUUCGACACGACGAGAUCACGGAUCCAAUCAUGCGAGAUGUCUACGAUUGUCUCGAGGCGAUCGUCUUUGACGUGCACACUGUCGCUGAGCGUGAAGCAAUGCAAGCAGCCGGACAACAACCACCACCGCCGCACAUUAUGCAAAGAAUGAUGCAGCAGCAUCCGGGUGGUCCAGGGGGUCCUCGUCUCAUAAUGCCUGGCCAAUUCCCUCAGCUUCAAGGUCGGCGCAUUCCUCAGCAACCUCCGCCAGUGCAGCUUCCACAGGUCGACGUCGAUCCGCCGAAGACAGCAGCGAAGCGCAAGAAGGGUGGCGGAAAUCCGAAGAAAAACGCGUCUUCCUACCCGGCAGCAGGCGAAUACGACGCAUGGAUCGAGCAGAUGCGCAUGCGAUUCCGGUUGUGCCCGGAUAUCCCGAAGAAGCAGAAAGAGCCGCGACUGAAUCGGCCCGGGUGUGAAUUUGUGUCCCAUGGGCUCACUGAUAUGGCGGUUAGGGCCACCAAGAAAAGAACACCGUUGGUUGGCGAGUUUGGAGCAAUGAGGGUCAAGCGAGGCACCAGGCUCUUUGGAAAUGAGGAGAGAGGAGAAAAGUCGAUUAUGUUCCAGGACCUGAAUCUCUACCAAGUGGAGCCUCAAAUCCGGCUUUUUGCUCUCUACAACAACCCCCUUCCAACUAUGGAGGACGAUGUGUUCCGUGAUGAGGAGGAUCAGAUAAUCGAUAAGCCUACCUCAGCUCUGCAGAAGCUUCUUAACAAGAAGCGCGGAGCUUCAGGAGCGAUGGACCACAUCAGAAGUCGAGCCAGGUACAUGGAGGAGACGAACAUCCCACCAGCACCCGAGCGCGGUAUGUUCUAUGAGAACGUCGAGGCCGAGGAAGAGGUGACCGUCGAGCUCGUCUUCAACACGUGCGACAUCACCGAGGAGAGCUCAGUGGAUGAGAAGAAGGAUGUGUGCGGACGGCUGCAUGAGCAAAUUCGCGAUUUGCUGGCAAUCAAAGAUGAGGUCGCCUGGAGUAUGGAGGAUACGCCGCCAGAGAGUCCGGUGAGCCGGAGUCCGGAGCCUGAAGCUACUGUUGGAGCGGUUCAACAGACGAGCUCAACGUCUAGAGCUCCAUCGGAAGCUACUGAGAGGGAAAUCAAGCGGGAAGUCGAAGAAGAAGCAGCUCCUGUAGCUCCAGAAAUCAAGCGGGAAAUCGUUGAACCUUCGCAGAGCCAGAAUUCCAGCCAGUGCAAAAACUGUCAGAAGGCCCUAGAAUCCCAUAGCUCUACCUCCAUUGUUACUGUGAAAGCCGAGAAGCUGAACCUUGCCCCUACAGGAUCAGUUGUUACUACAAGAGCAGCACCAGUGCCUCCAGGAGUACCAGGAGCUCCAGGAGCUCCAAUAGCCCCAUCAGAAGAGAAAACCAAGGAAGAACUUGCAAGUUUCUGCUCGAAAAAGUGCUACUACGAGCUCGCCUCGGCCACACGAGCCCCGCUCACCGAGGAGGAAGUCGCGGCCGCCGAGCAGCACGUCAGCGAGGAGGUCUACAACAAACUGAAGCAAGUGCUCACGGAGAAUAUUGUGAAGGCGGUGAGCCAGGGGAAAAAGCCGGACCCGCAACUCACAUCGCCUCGCGACACGAGAUGUAUGAUGGACGAAGGGCGUAGAGAAAACGUGACAAUUGUCCCAGUCGCGUCGCUGAUCGGAGCUGUGGAGGCACCGAAAGAGGCGCCCUCACAGAGAGCGGCCGAAGCGGCCGAGGAUUGGAAGGCCUAUACGAAGAGUAUUUGGGAUUCGUUUGUGAAUAUUCAGCAGCAACAUGCGCAUCACAUCCUAUCGCCAAAAAUCGGAGUCCCUCAUCCACCGUAUCAUCUGGACAAGCGUAUCUGCGUGUUUUGUGGUGGAAUUGGAGACGGUGAAACGACGAGAUGCGGCCGGCUGAUCUCACUAACCGAAUUCUAUUGGGUUCACGUGAACUGUGCUCUCUGGAGUGCUGAAGUGUUCGAGAAUCAGACCGGCGGCCUGACGAACGUUGAUCGAGCCGUGCUCCGUGCCGCUCAAACAGCCUGUGAUCAUUGUAAACGGCCGGGAGCAAGUGUCAAAUGUCAUAAAAUGAACUGUGGCGUCAAUUAUCAUGUGCUCUGUGCGAUGCAAAACAAUGGAUUCUUUAUUAAGGACAGGACAUUCAUCUGCAAGCAGCACGAAAAAGUAUCGAACCAGGCGAUCGUCGGCCGCUUAGACGCUCUCCGCCGAAUCUACGUGAAGCGCGACGAGAACACAAUGCUCACUCGGCUCUUUGAGCUCACUGAUGGUCCGACGCUCUGCAUGCGACUCGGCGCUUUCACCUUCUACAAGAUCGGCUCGAUCACACCGAAACAGCUGAAGCGGUUCCAUACCAAGGACUACAUCUUCCCGAAUAACUACCGUAUCACUCGACUCUUCUGGUCACCAAAAAGCCAUCGAGAACGAAUGAUGUUCGAGUGCAUCAUUGAAGAUCGUAAUAAUCAACCGAUAUUUGUCGUGAAGAGUUUGGAAGAUCCGACGAUCUGCUACAAGGCGGUUUCAGCGUCAAAGGCGUGGCAACCAAUCUACGAGAAGGUCCACCAGCUCCGCGAGCAACAACAGGGAGAUUCUCUGAAAUUCUUUGGCUCCCAAAUCUGUGGAGAAACGCUAUUCGGGCUCAACGAGAACGCUAUCACCAAGAUCACAGAGUCUCUGCCAGGCUUCGACACGAUCUUCACCUAUCAACACCGUCAUCAGAACAGCCCGGUUCUUGAACUUCCGCUAGCCGAAAAUUUAAUGGGAUGUGCUCGCGCGGAGCCCAGAAACCGAACCAUCGGACAACACUUCCGAACGAAGCCGCAACCAAUGGGAGGCACCCAUCAUCAUAUUGGCUCUGCAUCGGGUCUCAGCUCCCAGGCGACGAUAAUUGCCUCGUCCUCCUCCUCUGCAAAUGAGAGCUUACAGUCCAGACAAGCGGCAACUUCCGUCACCUCGGCGAACUCUGGCCGAACUCGCGGGGUUCGAUCCUACUAUACCGAGGAAGCGGCAGCGAGAGCCCGCGCCUUCGGGAUCCCUCCGGAAAUGGCCUCAUUGUCACUUCGGAUGGAGACGACGCAGAACGCGCAAACAGCCUUCUCAGCUUAUCAGAAAAUGCGUAGAGAGUGGAAGGAUCGAGUUUACCUGGCGAGAUCCCGCAUCGCUGGACUUGGAUUAUAUGCGAAGGUUGAUAUCUCGAUGGGCGAUUUUAUUAUCGAGUACAAGGGUGAAAUAAUUCGAUCGGAAGUGUGCGAAGUUCGAGAAAUUCGCUACGUCGCUCAAAAUCGUGGUGUCUACAUGUUCCGAAUCGACGAGGAAUGGGUGAUCGACGCGACGAUGGCAGGUGGACCGGCGAGAUAUAUCAACCAUUCGUGUGAUCCGAACUGCUCGACGCAGAUUCUGGAUGCAGGCUCUGGAGCUCGCGAGAAGAAGAUUAUUAUCACUGCGAAUCGGCCGAUAAGUGCCAACGAAGAGCUUACCUACGAUUAUCAAUUCGAGUUGGAAGGCACCACAGACAAAAUUCCGUGUCUUUGCGGAGCACCGAACUGUGUAAAAUGGAUGAACUAAAUUAGUGUUUGUUUUUGUUGUAACUUUGUAAUUUUCCAUCUUCCUAUCCCCGAAAUUUCCUUCAAUUCCGCUGGCCGGAUCAUUAGAUUUCUAAUUUCUUUUUUUUUCUAACGUUUUUUUUUCUCAUUUUUCUCAACAAUUGCACCUCAUUGAAAAUAUUUAUACACACUGACUAUUAAAUUUUGGUCUCAUUUUUAUUAGCAAUCUUCAUGUAUUAUGAUGUAUCCCUCUUUACUCACUCAAAAGUAGCUUAAUUAUAUUGUCCCAUCUUGUUCUUGUUUGUAUAAAUUGCCCAUUUUC
Messenger RNA from Caenorhabditis elegans, 7793 nucleotides. RefSeq names its product PHD-type domain-containing protein (gene set-16). Gene Ontology annotation, biological process: chromatin remodeling. Gene Ontology annotation, molecular function: histone H3K4 methyltransferase activity. The coding region runs from base 66 to 7493 and encodes 2475 amino acids. The transcript is spliced from 15 exons. Gene Ontology annotation, cellular component: nucleus; polytene chromosome. Lineage: Eukaryota; Metazoa; Nematoda; Chromadorea; Rhabditida; Rhabditidae. The record is from RefSeq and is marked reviewed.